This is a messenger RNA of Camelina sativa (false flax), 473 nucleotides long. The record is from RefSeq and is a predicted model, not a curated record. NCBI's taxonomy places the organism in Eukaryota, Viridiplantae, Streptophyta, Magnoliopsida, Brassicales, Brassicaceae.
UUUUUUUUUUCUGCAGACUGUGAAAGAACUCGAGAAAGCUAUUGUCUCCUCUCCAUUAGGAUUAAACCCCAAACUCGAUGGCCAACGUCUCGUCGCAUCUAUCCCUGCAUUGACCAAGGAGCAUAUUCAGGCAAUGUGCAAAAUUGUAACAAAGUCCAGUGAAGUUGUCAAACAAAGCAUUAGAAGAGCCAGGCAAAAGGCACUAGAGACGGUAAAGAAAGCUGGGUCGAGUCUACCAAAGGAUGAAGUGAAAAGACUGGAGAAGGAAGUGGAGGAGCUGACGAAGAAGUUUGUAAAGUCAGCAGAGGACAUGUGCAAAUCCAAAGAGAAAGAGAUCACCCAGGCCUGACUCAUCAUUUCUAUCCAUCACUAGCUGAACAAGUUAAUUUAAGCCUUGAACAAAAGUUUGUUUGCUCAUUCAUUACGAUGAUCUUGUUUUGAAUGUUGUUGGUUAUUUCAUUUUGAAUUGCAAA